This is a messenger RNA of Lepisosteus oculatus (spotted gar), 2503 nucleotides long. It is a transcript of the gene prkra, whose product is annotated as protein kinase, interferon-inducible double stranded RNA dependent activator. Gene Ontology annotation, cellular component: cytoplasm; RISC-loading complex; RISC complex. Gene Ontology annotation, biological process: regulation of regulatory ncRNA processing; siRNA processing. Lineage: Eukaryota; Metazoa; Chordata; Actinopteri; Semionotiformes; Lepisosteidae. Gene Ontology annotation, molecular function: siRNA binding; double-stranded RNA binding. The record is from RefSeq and is a predicted model, not a curated record.
AAACGGCAGUAGUGACCUUAGUGACAGACAGCCAGCUAACCCAUUGAUCGAAAUAUAAGCAGAGAGCCUUUUUAGCGCGACUUCAACCCUUCAAAGCAACAAUUGCGACAUGUCCCAAGAGAGGUUUCCUGCCGCGUCUAAAAGGAGCUCUGUUGAUAGUGUAAAACAAAUGGUCACUGGCUGUCCAGGAAAAACUCCAAUUCAGAUUCUUCAUGAAUAUGGCACAAAGACGGGUAAAAUGCCUGUUUAUGCUAUGGAAAAGGAGGAGGGAGACGCCCACCUCCCAACUUUCAUUUUCAGUGUAACAGUGGGAUGUAUUACCUGCACAGGUCAAGGAAACAGUAAGAAGGCAGCAAAACAUACCGCUGCUGAAGCAGCUCUGAACAUUUUAAAAGAAGUCCCUGAUGGUGAUGGCCAUUCCUUGCCAAGGACUGAAGAUUGUAUCAUAGCCAAACACCCUCAAAAUCAAACAAAUUCUAUAGGAGUCUUACAGGAAAUGUCCGUGCAUAAAGGGUGGAGACUCCCAGAAUACUCUGUUUCUGUGGAAGCUGGCCCCCCUCACAAGAAAGAGUUCACAGUGACUUGCAAGGUAGAGGCAUUUACAGAAAUGGGGACUGGAAGCUCCAAAAAGGUAGCUAAAAGGAUUGCAGCUGAAAAGAUGCUUGCAAAACUUCAGAGUUUGUCAGAGAGUUGUGUCAUCUCCAUGAUGCCUAAGACAACAGGUUUCAGGUUGGAGUCUCUGCGGAAUUCUUCUGCAGAAAAAAUCACUAUGUUGAAAAGAAAUCCCCUGAGCAUUCCCAACACAGACUAUGUGCAGAUGAUGGCAGAUUUGUGUGAAGAGCAAGGUUUUGAGAUCACAUACCUUAAUAUAGAUGAGCUGACGGUGAACGGGCAGUACCAGUGUUUGGCAGAGCUUGCCACCUCUCCGGUAAUUGUGUGUCAUGGCACUGGAAUCACCUGUGGCAAUGCACACAACGACGCAGCACACAGUGCACUGCAGUACGUCAAAAUUGUGGCCGGGACUAACUAAGCUAUUACGUUUUCAUUCAGUCACAAUAAGUGUUCCAGGUGGGUUGGAAAUAAAAUACUGAAUAUGGAAAUGUAAUCGGGGAUUAUUGAAACAUUUAAAAGGACUUGUUUACAAUUUUAUGAAGAAAACAUCUCCCAUUUAAGAAGCAGUGGAAAUGUGAACUGCACAUCUCCUUAGUGUUUUGCAGAAGUGAUUUUAAUUGCAGUGAUUUCUUUCUUUGCUUUGAGUAGGUCAAGGACUUUUAACAUGUAUGCCAAUACUGUCCCCCAUUAAACUACAACUAUUUCACACAAAAAAGAGUGAGAGUAACGGAAAGCGGAGCCUUUUAGCAAAUGUCUAUCCCUUUUCACCAAAUAAAAGAAAAUGGUGCUUCUAUAAUCCUGUCAUAUGAAAUUGUGUCAAGGAGAACAAUGCCAUAGUGUGUACCUUUGCUUUUUGUUAUUGAAUCAGUUUGUAGCCUCUCCCAUAUUUUUAACAAUCAAAUAUAACCAAAGGUGCCAAAGGAUUUGUAAAGGAAAGCCAUAGCCUGAUGCAUUCUGGGAAUUGCAAGCAGCUACUGAGAGCAAUGAAAAAAAACACCUGCUAGAAGCACAAAACAUGUCUUUUGCAAAGCUGUGUAGCAAGCCGAUUUGAAACGUAUUUUGUUGGCUGGUUCCUGGUCUGGCUGAUGCAACUGACAUAUGCCUGAUAUUUAAGUAAUAGCACAGCAUUGAUACUUGUUGUGUUUUUGUACUCUCAUUUUAACUUCCUUUUGCACAGAAUGGAAAAGAGUUCUGUUUUGUAUCUUAGCUUUUUAUUCUGGUGGGUGCUGGUUUGGAUUUAAACUUGGACACAGCCUUGAGUCCACCUGCUGGUAACCUAAAGUUAGGUUAUCUUGGCCUUUUGUUAAGCAGUCCAGCAGUGAAACUUGAAAAGCAUUUAAUCACAGAAGCUCAAACAAGAGGAACAAGAGGAAAUUUAUUUAAAAAUUGAAAAAUGAAUGCUUUUUAAGUCAUUUCCUUUGACAGUUUAACCAGGAUCCUACUUGCCUCCUAUUCCAUUUUUAAGGUAAUGCCAAUUUAAACUGGAAAAAUAUAUUAAGGAUUAUAUCAGAGUGCAUAACUAAAGGCCAUAUACAGCACAGACUGCUUUAAUUGUUGUGUACCAAGGAAGCAGCACACCACAGGAUGAAAAAGUUAAAUUAAAUUGAUGUUUCUUUGUAGAAACGGACAUAAUUUUAGUGGGAUAAUAUUUUCAGUCUAUCCUUGGAAAACAAACAAAAAAAAUGUGUUAACUGUGAAUGCAGAAUUUAGUGUUUGAGAUUAUUUUCAUUUGACAGGCGUUAAGAGUGUGAAAUGUAGUAAGAUUACAGCCUUUGUUUAUCAGACAAUAUUAAGAUCUCUUUUCUUGUAUGUAACUAUUCAUUUGUCUAUCAGUUUAUUACACCCUGUUGGGGCAUUUUGAAAUAAAAAGAUGCUGAGCAGGACAUUUUAA